This is a messenger RNA of Drosophila innubila, 682 nucleotides long. RefSeq lists its product as uncharacterized. Lineage: Eukaryota; Metazoa; Arthropoda; Insecta; Diptera; Drosophilidae. Bases 24 to 365 code for a protein of 113 amino acids. The transcript has a single exon. The record is from RefSeq and is a predicted model, not a curated record.
CAUUUUGACGUAAUAUUUUGGCCAUGGCGAUUCCCUUCUACGAAGACGAGCCCGCUACGGCGGCGUCAAGCUUAGAGCCUGGCCAAAUUGCCGACGGAGAUCAAGUGGAUGGUCCCGCUUAUGCCAGCGAUGCUGGCUACGAUCAAGUGGACUACGAGGCGCCAUCGGGAGCAGCAACAAGUAACAGUCAAGCAACGUCCACGUUGGAGCAAACGGCGCCUAGCACGGAGCAGCAGUUGUUGGCCUGGAAAAUGCUUGCCUUGGCCAUGUGUAAGGUCCUCAAGCAGUUCUACCUGCAGCAGCAACAGAAAGGAAAGUCCGCCAAACUGACGGCCACUGUGCAGAUUCAGCCGCAGGCGCAGUAAACUAUCAUCAACAACAACAACAACAAUUGUAACUACAACUACAACUACAACAAAUUCAAGUCCUUCGAAAUGGGGGGACUGACGGCUCCUAAGCGCAACUUGUGAUUACUUUUCGUUGGUGAGAACUAGCGCUCCCUAAAUUCAGUUUAGGGAGAGAGAAAAUGAGAGACAGAAACUGAUGUGAACGUUUUCCUAAGGAAAAUCCCAAGGAAAUAUAAUAUUGUAUUGCAUUUAGUUUUGAAAAUGUUCAUCUGAUUUUCGUAUUUUGCCGUCGCUAAGGAAAUUUUUUGUGGUGAAGGCUGAUUAAAAUUUUUGGA